AAUUUCCCAAACACAUCCUAGAAAAUGACCCCCGGAAGCUUGCUUGGUUCAUAGUAGACUGGUAAAUUCAUUGAUUCAACUGGGAAGAUAGAGGUCGAGAAAGAAUAAGAAAGUAUGCUGCAGUGCAUUUUCCUUCUCUCCGACUCUGGAUAUGAAACUGUUUGAUAUGAUCUUGAGAAUGAAUUGUUUAUGGCAGUGAGAUAAUGCUAGAAAAACAGCUCACUGGUCACCGGGUCGAGAGGUCAAUAUGUGAUUGGUUCUGGGAACAGUCGAUCUCUCAAGGUGAUUCUUUCAAGCAUUUACCUGUGAUUGCUUCACCCACGCAUUACCUUUUCCAAGUUGUACGUGAUGGGGUCACAUUCUUAGCCUGCACGCAGUCUGAAAUGCCUCCUUUAAUGGCAAUUGAGUUUCUUUGCAGAGUAGCUGAUAUCCUCUGUGAUUACCUUGGUGGUUUAAAUGAAGAUUUGAUAAAGGAUAACUUUGUGAUUGUGUAUGAGCUGGAAGAUUAGAGCGUGUGCUGUCACUUGCAGCUUUUGGAUGAGAUGAUAGACAAUGGCUUUCCUCUUACAACAGAACCUAAUAUACUGAGAGAGAUGAUAGCUCCUCCAAAUAUUGUGAGCAAAGUUCUGAGUGUUGUAACAGGCAGCAGUUCCAAUAUGAGCAACACUCUUCCUGGUGCAACGGCAACCUGUGUUCCCUGGAGGAAAACAGACUUGAAACAUUCGAGCAAUGAAGUUUAUGUUAACCUUGUUGAAGAGAUGGAUGCCACUAUUAACAAGGAGGGAACUCUUGUAAAAUGUGAGGUUUAUGGUGAAAUUGAAGUCAACUCGCAGCUUUCUGGUAUCCCUGAUCUCACUCUUUCCUUUGCAAACCCAUCCAUCUUUAAUGAUGUGCAAUUCCAUCCUUGUGUUCGUUUAAGACCAUGGGAAUCAGACCAAAUUCUAUCUUUUGUUCCUCCUGAUGGGCACUUCAAGCUCUCAAGCUACAGAGUUAAGAAGUUGAAAAAUACUCCCAUAUAUGUGAAACCGCAGCUCAGUUCAGACAGUGGAACAUGCCGAAUUAGUGUACUAGUUGGAAUACGAAAUGAUCCAGGAAAGCCCAUAGAUGAUGUGAGCGUGCAAUUUCAACUGCCUAGUUGUGUGUUAUCUGCAGAUCUUUCACCAACUCUGGGAACAGUUACCAUUCUUACCGAUAAGACAUGCUGUUGGUCGAUUGGAAGGGUCCCAAAAGAUAAAAGUCCAUCAUUGUCUGGAACCUUGACACUAGAGACUGGUUUAAAGCGGCUUCAUGUAUUUCCUACUUUUCGGGUGGCAUUCAAAGUCAUGGGUGCCGCUCUUUCUGGACUUAAAAUAGACAAACUGGAUAUAAGGAAUCUGCCUAUGCGCCCUUACAAAGGUUUCCGAGCUCUAACCCGCGCAGGAGAGUAUCAAGUAAGAUCUUGAUCGAUCAAACCUCGGAUUUCAAAUUUGUACAAAGCUGGGGUUGUUGGUCAGUUGUGUCUAGCCAAGGACUGCUCAAACUGUACCCCUAUUUGCCCUCCAUACUUUUUUCUUUGGAGUAGCUCUCUUCAAAUGAUUCUUUAUGGUCACUUUGUUGUUAGUGUAAAUUUUCUAGUCAAGGACGAGAGCAUAUCAGAAAUUGAAGGCUCUGUCAUGCAAGUAUGCAACUAAGAGUCCUGAUCGAGUGAUUUUGUAUUUUAUGUUUUUCAAUUUUUAAAAAUGAAAAGUACAACAGGAGUUUGAAAAUCAGGAGGCAGGAAAAAAGGUUUCAAGGUUUAGUUUGUAGCUCUCAUAAUUAACACGUUGCAUAUGAGUAAUUAAGUACGAGUAUUCUUUGUUUCA
Molecule: messenger RNA, 1841 nt
Organism: Cuscuta europaea
Lineage: Eukaryota; Viridiplantae; Streptophyta; Magnoliopsida; Solanales; Convolvulaceae
Source: the annotation of a GenBank genome assembly